CAGCAAUGGUAUCAAAGGCAUUCCAAGUAGCGGCAACCGUGCUGGCGUUGGCGGUGGACAUCGUGUCAGGGCAAACGUGUUCGGAAUUUCGCAACGUAGACUUCGACGGGUAUGACAUCUCGACCACGAACCGAGCGAAUCCGACCGAGUGCUGCGCUGACUGCGAAAUCACGCCCAAUUGCAAGCUGUACAACUGGUUUGACGGAGUGUGCUACCUCAAGUCCGCCCAGGGCUCGUCCAUUCUACUCCCAGGGGCCGUGUCCGGCAUCCUUGGCAUGGUCUCUGCCCCCACUACAUCCAAACCAAUCCACUCGACGUGUUCGAUUCUUCCCGAUGUCGACUUGGAUGGUGGAGAUAUUGGGGCCACGUAUCAAUCCGAUCCCGCCAACUGUUGCGCAGACUGCAAAAGCACGCUAGGAUGCAAAGCAUACAACUGGUUUGAUGGGGUAUGUUACCUCAAAAAUGCCCGAGGUAACUCCUACCCGUUGCCCGGGGCGGUCUCAGGACUCAUCGCGACAGCUCAGCCAACGACUCUCCCCCCUCCUCCCGCCUCUACCCCUAAACCUACUCCCACGCCUACUACAGUCCCAAUUCCUGUGCCCACUCCCAAGCCUACUCCUGCCCCUACGCCUGUACCUACCCCGAACCCUACACCUAAACUCACCCCAGUCCCUACUCCUGCACCUGCGCCCAAACCUACACUGGUGCCUACCCCAGUCCCAACUCCUGCACCUACAUCCAAACCCACACCUGUGCCUACAUCAGCCCCUUCCCCUGCACCUACACCCAAACCUACACUGGUGCCUACCCCAGUCCCAACUCCUGCACCUACAUCCAAACCCAUACCUGUGCCUACCCCAGUCCCUACUCCUGUGCCUACACCCAAACCUACUCCUGUGCCUACCCCAGUUCCUACUCCUCCACCUACCCCAAAACCCACACGUGUGCCUACCCCAGUCCCUUCUCCUGCACCUAUACCCAAACCUACACCCAAACCUACCCCAGUCCCAACUCCUGCACCUACAUCCAAACCCACACCUGUGCCUACCCCAGUCCCUUCUCCUGCACCUACACCCAAACCUACGCCCAAACCUACACCCAAACCUACACUGGUGCCUACCCCAGUUCCUACUCCUCCACCUACCCCAAAACCCACACCUCUGCCUACCCCAGUCCCUACUCCUGCACCUACCCCCAAACUUACUCCUGCAUCUACCAAGCCCACUCCUGUGCCUACACUAGCCCCAACGCCUGCACCCACAACCACAAUCGUCCCUUCCUGUCCCCGUAUUCGAAAGUCCUGGGAUGCACUCACCGCUGCCGAAAAAGAAACGUUCGUGUCCGCGAUAGAGAUCGCCAUGGAUCGUGGACUGUACCAAAAGUUUGUCCUCAUUCACCAAGAGCAAAUGGGCAACCGCGAGGCGCACGGCACGUGCGUGUUUCUGUUUUGGCAUCGCAAGUUCCUCCUCGGGUUUGAAAACAUGCUGCGCAGUCUCGGGGACCAAUACAAGUGCCUCACCCUUCCGUACUGGGACUACGUCCAAAACUACGCGACCAUGCAAAACACUCCCCAAGCCCAGCGAUGUACCUCGAUUGAAACCUGCUCCCCCAUCGCGACCGGAUUGGGGGGCUCCACCCGCGGGUCAGUUUUCCGGGGGUCGAUUUUUGGCUACACAUUCCCGAGCAACCGCUGCGUCAACCAACGUCCUGUGAACCACAUGUGCACUACCCCUGGCUCUGCUUCUUGUCCGAAAUGCACCCCUCGCGGCAACUGGGCUAACACUGCCAUGAUUUCAGACAUGGGGAUUGCCAACGUUCGCCAAAGCGUGCUAGGGGGCUCCAACAUCCUAACCGUUUCGGACAACAUUGAAAACUCGCCCCACAACAUGAUUCAUGCCACUUUGAACGGUCCGAUGGCCAACGCCCAGAUGUCCCCCGUGGACCCCAUCUUUUUCAUGCACCACAACACGAUCGACUUGCUGCAUACCAUCUACUACCACUGCAAAGUCGAGUCGCUCAACUUGAGCGACUUGCAGCAGCAAAACGACCUCCGGUCGUUCCAGGGAUGCUCCACCAGCAACGGUGAAACCGUCGGGCCGACGUCCUCGCUUCGCAUGCGACUGGUCGUUUCGGGCCAAACGAUUGAAGUGGCCAACGACCCGCUCAUUGGGUCGUUCUUCAAGGACUUGCCCACGCAGUACUACAAACUCACGGACGCCCGUCAAUUGGGCUACUCGUUUGAUAUUAAGGGACUGCUGGGGGACAUGUACACCACAUGCGGAAGCAGUAGUAGCUCCACCGGUGGCAUCGAGAGCGUUCAAGAAGUGAGCCAUGCCAACGUGACCAUUGACCACGUUGUCGAGCCAGUCGUGCUGGCAGAAAACCAAAACGUGCUGGCGUUCGAAGACGCCGUCCUCGCCCAAGCCGACAGCCAAGGACUGACCACGGACGAAGCGUACUUGGAGGUGCAAAAGAUGAACUUGUUGCUGCAGGAGAAUUGCAUGCCGGGCUCCGUCGCGGACUUUACGCCAGAGUUCAAAGCCGAGUGGCACAUCACAGGAUCGUCCAAGUCGUUUGCCCUUUUGCAGGACAUCAAAAGUGGGACCAAUCCCGUCCGCAUCGAGCACUGGCAAGACAUCCUCUCCAAGUUCUACAACUGCCGCGGUGACGUCAAGGAAGUUGUUUAGAAACUUACUACUAAAAUGUACUGGUACACUAGUAAUACCCCCGCAUCAUUACUACUACUAGUACACCAUUUUGCAGUAA
Molecule: messenger RNA, 2766 nt
Organism: Aphanomyces astaci
Lineage: Eukaryota; Oomycota; Saprolegniomycetes; Saprolegniales; Verrucalvaceae
Exons: 1
Coding region: 6-2687 (893 amino acids)
Biological process (GO): proteolysis
Cellular component (GO): extracellular region
Molecular function (GO): oxidoreductase activity; protein binding
Source: RefSeq, a predicted model, not a curated record